Molecule: messenger RNA, 299 nt
Organism: Staurois parvus
Lineage: Eukaryota; Metazoa; Chordata; Amphibia; Anura; Ranidae
Source: the annotation of a GenBank genome assembly
UGGACUGCAGCAGGCAUUCUGACACUGGGGGGAACUGACUUGGUGUCACUGACAUCCCCAGUGACACCAAUACAGAGAUCAGUGCUAAUAAAAAGCACUGACAUUGUACUAAUGGCACUGGGCAUGAAGGUGUUAACAUCUGGGACAAUCAAAGGGUUAACUGUGUGCCGUUUUACUGUAUGCUGUGUGUGUGUGUGCUUCACUGUAAGCCCACUGCUUUGCAUGGCUCUGCUAUGCAAAGCCAUGCAUAGCAGUUGUGCAGGAGCUGACAGGGAGGAGAACUGUUUUGUUUACUAACA